This is a messenger RNA of Diorhabda sublineata, 2503 nucleotides long. RefSeq names its product probable ATP-dependent RNA helicase DDX23. Gene Ontology annotation, biological process: mRNA splicing, via spliceosome. Gene Ontology annotation, molecular function: ATP binding; RNA binding; RNA helicase activity. The record is from RefSeq and is a predicted model, not a curated record. The transcript has 7 exons. Gene Ontology annotation, cellular component: catalytic step 2 spliceosome. NCBI's taxonomy places the organism in Eukaryota, Metazoa, Arthropoda, Insecta, Coleoptera, Chrysomelidae. The coding region runs from base 81 to 2417 and encodes 778 amino acids.
GAAGAAUAUUUAAAAAUUAGGUUAAGUUGACGUUUUCAAACGUAUAAUACGAUUAGUUGAAAACAGUGAAUUUUCUAAAGAUGGGGAGUGACAAAAAACGUCGAUCUCGUAGCCGAGAAAAAGAAAAGGAACGUGAUAAACGUAAAAGAUCACGUUCGAGAAGUAAAGAUCGCACUGAAAGAGAUAGAACUCGUGAGUCGGAUAGGUACAAAAGACACAGGUCUAGGUCCAAGGAAAGAGAAUAUGUGGGAAGUAGCGGUAGCAUUAAUAAUAAAUCUGAUAAAGAAAAGCAUAGGGGAGAUAAAGAUAAGCACGAAGAAAAAGAAAAGAGACAUAAAGAUGUUAAAAAGGAUGAUACUGAAGAACAAGAAAAAGUUGAAAAUAAGGUAGAUGUUAAACAAGAACCAGUUAAAAAGGAACCCCUAUCACUGGAAGAACUUUUGGCUAAGAAGAAAGCGGAAGAAGCUGCUAAAAGUAAACCGGUAUUUCUAACAAAAGAACAAAGGAUGGCGGAAGCUUUGAAAAGACGGCAAGAAGAAGCAGACAGAUUAAAAAAACAGAGAGACGAAGAAAGGAAAAUCAUUGAAGCAUUACAGGCUAGUAGGGAAGCAGAAAUGAAACGCGAUGAUAGAGACUAUCGUAGAACUAGAGAUAGAGACAGGGAAGAGGAGAAACAAAAGGAUAAAGAUAAAGAAAAAGAACAAGAUGCUAUUAGGGAGAGAUAUUUAGGAUUGAUUAAAAAGAAAAGACGUGUAAGAAGACUUAAUGAUAGAAAAUUUGUAUUUGAUUGGGAUGCCGGUGAAGAUACUAGUGUUGAUUAUAAUUCCUUAUAUAAAGAAAGACAUCAAGUACAAUUUUUUGGUAGAGGGAACUUGGCUGGUAUUGAUAUAAAAGCACAGAAACGAGAUCAAAGUAAAUUUUAUGGAGAGCUACUAGAAAAAAGAAGAACAGAAGCGGAAAAAGCGCAAGAAAAAGUUAGACUGAAGAAAGUGAAAAGAAGAGAAGAAAAACAACUUUGGGAUGACAGACAUUGGACAGAUAAGGAGAUAACAGAGAUGACUGAGAGAGACUGGAGAAUAUUUAGGGAGGAUUACAACAUUACUAUUAAAGGUGGGAAAAUCCCGGAACCUAUCAGGAAUUGGAGUGAAUCUGGUAUACAGAAAGAAUUACUAGAAAUAAUAGAAAAAAUCGGUUAUAAAGACCCGACGCCAAUUCAAAGACAAGCAAUUCCAAUUGGUAUGCAAAAUAGGGACAUAAUAGGUGUAGCAGAAACAGGAUCAGGUAAAACAUUAGCAUUUUUGAUACCACUUUUAUCUUGGAUACAAAGUUUACCGAAAUUGGAAAGAAAUGAAGAUGCCGAUCAAGGACCUUACGCUAUCAUCCUAGCACCUACAAGAGAAUUGGCACAACAGAUAGAAGAAGAAACUGUUAAAUUCGGACAACCUUUAGGUAUUAGAACAGUCGUAGUUGUCGGUGGUCUUAGUAGAGAAGAACAAGGUUUUAGGUUACGUUUAGGUUGUGAGAUUGUUAUAGCGACGCCCGGUCGUUUGAUUGAUGUUUUAGAAAACCGCUAUUUAGUUUUAAAUCAAUGUACUUAUAUUGUACUCGACGAAGCCGACAGAAUGAUCGAUUUGGGUUUUGAACCUGACGUACAAAAGAUCCUCGAAUAUAUGCCUGUGACUAAUUUAAAGCCCGAUUCAGAGGAAGCUGAAGACAGCAGAGUACUGUUGGCAAAUUAUAACAGUAAGAAAAAAUAUAGACAGACUGUCAUGUUUACGGCUACUAUGCCUCCGGCUGUCGAAAGAUUAGCCAGAACUUAUCUACGACGACCCGCAGUAGUUUAUAUCGGUUCAAUAGGUAAACCUGUAGAGAGAGUCGAACAAAUCGUACAUAUUAUGGGAGAAAACGAUAAGAGGAAGAAAUUGAUGGAGUAUCUCUCCAGAGGUAUCGAACCUCCCAUUAUCAUUUUCGUUAAUCAAAAGAAAGGAGCCGAUGUUUUGGCCAAAGGACUGGAAAAAUUGAAUUACAACGCUUGUACUUUACACGGUGGUAAAGGUCAAGAACAAAGAGAAUACGCUUUGGCGAGUCUAAAAUCGGGUUCGAAGGACAUCCUGGUAGCUACGGACGUCGCGGGAAGAGGUAUCGACAUCAAAGACGUCUCCAUGGUUAUUAAUUACGAUAUGGCGAAGACUAUUGAAGAUUAUACUCAUCGUAUCGGUAGGACUGGUCGUGCUGGUAAAACUGGUAUUGCUGUUAGUUUUUGCACUAACGAAGAUUCGGCGUUAUUUUACGAUCUCAAGCAAAUGUUAUUAUCUUCUCCGGUGUCUACUUGUCCACCAGAAUUGAUGAAUCAUCCGGAGUGUCAAUUGAAGCCUAAUCAACCUAAGAGACGGAGGGACGAGAUGAUUUUCGCUUGAAAUUAUAUGAUUUACUACAUUUUGGUUAAGUUGUAAUAAUCAUGGAUGUAAUUUUAUAGAAAAUAAAAUGUAAUUUUAAAAAUCAA